AGGGCCCAGGCACAAGAAACCAACACUUGAGUUCACUUCACCUCUACUACACAGGACAGCGCACACGGCACACCCCACCCACCAGGGCCACUACCAGGUCACCACUCAGGCACUCACCACCACCGCUCUCUCGGAGGCCAAAUCCCCCAAGACCAAGGGAAAGGAGGGAGAGAAAGAGACCGUCCCCUCCCCUCCUUUCCUUUCGGUGAGGUGGUGAGCAAUGGAGCCGGCAGCGGCGGUGGAGCGGCUGGCGCAGCGCCUGGUGCCGCCGGCGGAGCCCACCCCCACCGGCCCUCACGGCCUGUCGUGGCUGGACCGGUACCCGACGCAGAUGGCGCUCAUCGAGUCGCUGCACGUCUUCAAGCCCGACCCGGCGCGUGACGGGGCGAGCCCCUCGGAGACCAUCGAGCGGGCCCUCGCGCGGGCGCUGGUCGACUACUACCCGCUGGCCGGCCGCCUCGCCGUUUCCGAGGGCGCCGGGGGCCUCCACGUCGACUGCAGCGCCGAGGGCGUCUGGUUUAUCGAGGCCGCUGUGCGGUGCCGCCUGGAGGACGUCGACUACCUCGAGUACCCGCUCCAGAUCCCCAAGGACGACCUGCUGCCGCACCCGCUGCCGAGGCCUACCCACCAGGAGGAGAGCAAGCUGAUCCUACUCGUCCAGGUGACAGCGUUCGAGUGCGGCGGCUUCGUGGUGGGCUUCCGGUUCAGCCACGCGGUGGCGGACGGGCUCGGCGCGGCCAAGUUCAUGGGCGCGGUGGGGGAGCUGGCGCGCGGGGCGGACCGGGUCUCCGUGGCGCCCACCUGGGCCCGCGACGCCAUCCCGGACCCGGCCGGCGCGCUGGUCGGCAGCCUCCCCGAGCCCACGGGCGCCAAGCGCCUCGAGUACCUGGCCGUGGACAUCUCCGCUGACUACAUCGACCACUUCAAGUCCCAGUUCGCGGCGGCCACGGGCGGGGGCCGCUGCUCCGCGUUCGAGGUGCUCAUCGCCAAGGCGUGGCAGAGCCGCACCCGCGCGGCGGGGUUCGAGGACCCGGACACCCCCGUGCAGCUCUGCUUCGCCAUGAACGCGCGGCCGCUUCUCGGCGCCCGCCUCCCGCGUGGCGGCGCCGGCUUCUACGGCAACUGCUACUACAUCAUGCGCGUCGCAUCCACGGCCGACAAGGUGUCCUCGUCGUCCGUCGCCGACGUGGUGAAGGUCAUCAGGGAGGGAAAGAAGCGGCUGCCGUCCGAGUUCGCGCGGUGGGCCGCGGGGGAGGAGGACGCCGACCCCUACCAGAUCACCUCCGACUACCGGACGCUGCUGGUGUCGGACUGGACGCGGCUGGGCUUCGCGGAGGUGGACUACGGCUGGGGCCCGCCCGCCCACGUGGUGCCGCUGACGAACUUGGACUACAUCGCCACGUGCAUCCUCGUCAAGCCAUGGGCCCACAAGCCAGGGGCGAGGCUCAUCACGCAGUGCGUGACGCCCGACCGCGUCUCGCGCUUCCACGACGCCAUGGUGGACAUGAACUAGUGUCCCGUCGACCACACGGCCUUCGUCUCCGUCAGCCCCCCGUUUGUUCAUCGGUUUCUUGAUUUUUUUUCUCUCGUCUCCGUUACUGUGGUAAUUAGCAGUCGGUAAUUAGUAAUCACGUUGCAGCCUUCUGGCGAGUGGUCAACAACAACAACAAAAAUGCAAACAGUAAACUAAUACGUAUAGCAAUAACAAAAAAGAUACUAAUAACAAAGGUGGUGGCGUACAUACAGACAAGACAAGCAGCCAGCUAGAGCCAGGAGAGGUGAAAUGAAGGACAGGAGGAGAGGUAUGGCGGGACAGCUAGAAUAGUUGUUGGGAUUGGUAUUGGAUUCCUUAUUUUCUUUGGGUGUAUUCUCUUUUGUCGGUGCCGGGUUUUUUCUCUUUUGUGCUCCUUUCUGGUUCUUGGGGGCUUUGAUUUGAAGGAAAUAUCAAAGCUGGACUUGGUGGGAAGCCACCAACUAGUCUGCCCCUAAAUACUAUAAUCAGAUUUUAUUUGUAAUAUAGUAGUGUUAACUCUUUUUUUUGGGUCAAAUUGUAUACACAUGAACUACAAGAUAUGUGAUCUUGCAAAGAAACAUAGCAGUAAUGGGUACAUACUGCAUAUUAUUUUUCGCGUGAA
Molecule: messenger RNA, 2135 nt
Organism: Zea mays
Lineage: Eukaryota; Viridiplantae; Streptophyta; Magnoliopsida; Poales; Poaceae
Product: acyl transferase 7
Exons: 2
Coding region: 221-1513 (430 amino acids)
Source: RefSeq, a predicted model, not a curated record